Elephantulus edwardii (Cape elephant shrew) is the source of this 1056-nucleotide messenger RNA. It is a transcript of the gene ATP6V0D2, whose product is annotated as ATPase, H+ transporting, lysosomal 38kDa, V0 subunit d2. The record is from RefSeq and is a predicted model, not a curated record. The transcript is spliced from 8 exons. Gene Ontology annotation, molecular function: proton-transporting ATPase activity, rotational mechanism. Lineage: Eukaryota; Metazoa; Chordata; Mammalia; Macroscelidea; Macroscelididae. The coding region runs from base 1 to 1056 and encodes 351 amino acids. Gene Ontology annotation, biological process: vacuolar transport; proton transmembrane transport; vacuolar acidification. Gene Ontology annotation, cellular component: plasma membrane proton-transporting V-type ATPase complex; proton-transporting V-type ATPase, V0 domain; vacuolar proton-transporting V-type ATPase complex.
AUGCCAGAGAGUGCUGAGCUGCACUUCAACGUGGACCAUGGCUACCUGGAGGGCCUGGUGCGAGGAUGCAAAGCCAGCCUCCUCACCCAGCAGGACUAUAUCAACCUGGUUCAGUGCGAGACCCUGGAAGAUCUGAAAAUUCAUCUCCAGACCACUGAUUAUGGCAACUUCUUGGCUGAUCAAACGGGUCCUCUUACAGUUUCCAUCAUUGAUAACAAGAUGAGGAAAAAGCUCUGCAGAGAAUUUGAGUAUUUCCGGAAUCAUUCUCUGGAACCUCUCAGCACGUUUUUCACAUACAUGACGUGCAGUUACAUGAUCGACAAUGUGAUCCUACUGAUGAAUGGUGCAUUACAGAAGAAACCGGUGAAGGAUAUUUUGGUAAAGUGCCACCCACUAGGAAGUUUCGUGGAGAUGGAAGCAGUCAACAUUGCAGAAUCAGCUACAGAUCUCUUUAAGGCCAUUUUGGUUGAAACGCCAUUAGCUCCAUUUUUUCAAGAUUGUAUGUCUGAAAAUACCCUAGAUGAACUGAAUAUUGAAUUAUUGCGCAAUAAACUCUACAAGUCUUACCUUGAAGCAUUCUAUAAAUUCUGUAAGAAUCAUGGCGAUGUCACAGCAGACAUUAUGUGCCCCAUCCUCGAGUUUGAGGCCGACAGACGUGCUUUUAUCAUCACUCUUAACUCCUUUGGCACUGAACUGACCAAGGAUGACCGGGAGUCCCUGUUCCCAACCUGUGGCAAGCUCUAUCCAGAAGGUCUUCGCCUGCUGGCUCAGGUAGACGAUUUCGAACAGAUGAAGAGAGUUGCAGAUCAUUACAGUGAAUACAAGCCUUUGUUCGAUGCUGCAGGUGAUGGCAAUGGGGGAAAGACAUUGGAAGAUACGUUUUAUGAGCAUGAGGUCCAGAUGAAUGUGCUGGCAUUCAACAGGCAAUUCCAUUAUGGUGUGUUCUAUGCAUACAUAAAACUGAGGGAGCAAGAAAUGAGGAAUAUCGUGUGGAUAGCAGAAUGCAUUUCACAGAGACAUCGAGCGAAAAUCAACAGUUACAUUCCCAUUUUAUAA